CUCCCUAAAAGCUCCCCCCCAGGCCCCAUGUCCCCCGCGGCACGUGUGAUUCGACCUCAGCGUGGAGAUAGCCGAGCUUUGGGGUUUUUUAACUCUCUGUCCUCCUCAUCUGAUCCCAGAGCCACCGCCAUUGUUACUGUAAUGAAAAAUGCUCCUCUAACUCUACUUCGGUUCUCUUAUUUCCUUGUUCUUUAUCUCGAGGGGGAGUAAGAGGAGGAGAUUCCUUGUUCUUUAUCUCGAGCGGGAGUAAGAGGAGGACAUGGCUCUCCUUGAGCGGGUUUCCCACCUGUUCCUGUCGAUCCUUCUUCUCUUCUCCUGCGGCGUGGCGUUGGGCGCCGUCAGUUGCAGAAGGAACCCUAUUAUCUUCAACUUCGGCGACUCUAACUCCGACACUGGCGGUCUUCUCGCUGGCUUAGGAUUAGCUGUCGGGCCACCAAACGGGCGAGUUUUCUUCCGCCGUUCUACUGGACGGUUCUGCGAUGGACGCCUCGCCAUUGACUUCCUCUGUGAGCAUCUGAAUGCAGCAUACCUCAGCCCUUACUUGGAUGCGUUGGUGCCAAAUUUUUUCUCUGGAGCGAAUUUUGCUAUUGCUGGAUCAGGGACUUUGCCUCCCUUUGUUGCUUUUUCCUUGAACAUACAAGUAUUGCAGUUCCUUCGGUUCAAAUCUCGUAUUCUUGAAAUUAAGAAAGAACAUGGAGAACAUCCAAAAUUUCCGUUUAGUGAGGAUGAGUUUCAGCAUGCUCUUUAUAUGCUGGACAUUGGGCAAAAUGAUCUCUCUCAUGCAUUCUCUGCAAACUUAACUUAUUCACAGGUUAUUGAAAAGAUACCAACCAUAUUGGAGCAAAUAAAAUCAGCUGUUGAGAGCUUAUAUGCGAAUGGGGCUAGGAAUUUUCAGUUACAUAACACUGGGCCCUUGGGAUGUUUGCCUCAGAAAGUUUCAAUGUUUGGUGAAUAUUAUACUGCACAUGACGAGAAUGGCUGCCUCAAUGUCUUCAAUGAUGCAGCCAAGGUUUAUAAUACAGGCUUGAAGAAACUUUGUGCUGAGCUAAGGACAAACCUUAAAAACUCAACAAUUGUUCACGUGGAUAUCUACAGUAUAAAAUAUGACCUUAUAGCAAACCAUGCCAAAUAUGGCUUUCAGGAUCCGUUAAUGGCAUGCUGUGGAUAUGGUGGCCCCCCCUACAACUUCAAUGACAAGGUAAGGUGUGGACAGACCGGCAUCAUAAAUGGAAGUGUUGUAAGAGGUGAAGCAUGCAAGGAAGCUUUGAGCUAUGUGAGUUGGGAUGGAAUUCAUUACACAGAAGCGUCAAAUGCGAUAAUCGCUUCGAAAAUCCUCUCUACUAACUAUUCUGAACCUCAAACGAGCUUUGAUUUUUUUUGCCAGAUUUAGUUCUUAGUUGGAGAUCAAAUAUGUGCUUUUUGCCCUACUCUAUAUACUUUUUCUCCUUGUUAUUUAUGCAACAUUCUUCACGAGUUUUAUUUGAUAUGGCCAUUUACGUUUAGUUUGAAACUA
This is a messenger RNA of Nymphaea colorata (pocket water lily), 1513 nucleotides long. Its product is annotated as GDSL esterase/lipase At1g09390. The transcript has 5 exons. The record is from RefSeq and is a predicted model, not a curated record. Lineage: Eukaryota; Viridiplantae; Streptophyta; Magnoliopsida; Nymphaeales; Nymphaeaceae. The coding region runs from base 260 to 1390 and encodes 376 amino acids. Gene Ontology annotation, molecular function: hydrolase activity, acting on ester bonds.